Zychaea mexicana is the source of this 3901-nucleotide messenger RNA. Its product is annotated as DNA-directed RNA polymerase III subunit RPC2. Lineage: Eukaryota; Fungi; Mucoromycota; Mucoromycetes; Mucorales; Lichtheimiaceae. Gene Ontology annotation, biological process: DNA-templated transcription. The record is from RefSeq and is a predicted model, not a curated record. Bases 59 to 3589 code for a protein of 1176 amino acids. The transcript is spliced from 16 exons. Gene Ontology annotation, cellular component: RNA polymerase III complex. Gene Ontology annotation, molecular function: DNA-directed RNA polymerase activity; DNA binding; ribonucleoside binding.
UUCUGCUGUUCGUUUUUCUCUUGAACCCGUCUGUCGUCCUUUUUUUCCAGCUUCGACAAUGGCACGAACGAAGAAGGCUGAGAAGCCCAAGGCUCCCGAAUCACCUGAUAAAAUGGAAGUUGAUCCCGAGCCAGUAAAAGGAAAACACGACCAUGGCAAUGCAGCUCAAAACAGCGAAAAAGACGGCUUUGAACCUCUCACUGAAGAAUACUAUGAAGGCAAACAUAUCACAGAAUCUGUCAAGGAGAUCAAGGAUAAAUGGAAGCUAUUGCCAGCAUUCUUGAAGGUCAAGGGUCUCGUGAAGCAGCACAUUGAUUCGUACAACUAUUUUAUCAACGUCGAUUUGCGCAAAAUUAUCAAAGCCAACGAAAAAGUUACCUCGGACGUCGAUCCCAACUUUUAUUUAAAAUAUACUGGAAUUCGCGUUGGUAGACCUGAACGUAUGGAUGCCGAUGUCGCAAACCGCAGUUACACACCUCACGAAUGCCGAUUGCGCGAUCUCACCUAUGCAGCCAAUAUUUUUGUCGACGUCGAGUAUACUCGUGGCAAACAGAUCGUCAAACGUAAAAACGUCAUGAUUGGUCGUCUUCCUAUCAUGUUGCGCUCUUCUCAUUGUGUACUGCGUGGCAGAAAUGAAGCAGAGUUAGCUCGGAUGAGAGAAUGUCCUUUGGAUCCUGGUGGAUAUUUCGUUGUCAAGGGCACAGAAAAGGUUAUUUUGGUUCAAGAACAGUUGUCAAAGAAUCGUAUUAUUGUCGAAGUUGAUAAGAAGGGAGAAGUGGUAGCUAAUGUACAGAGUUCUACCCACGAACGUAAAUCCAAAACUGCCAUCUUUGUAAAGAACGGCAAAAUUUACCUGAAACAUAACUCUAUUGCCGAGGAUAUUCCAGUAGUUAUCUUCAUGAAGGCAAUGGGUGUUCAAUCAGACCGAGAAAUUGCGCAGCUGGUAUGCGGUAACGAUCACGACCUCCACGACACAUUUUCGAUCAACGUAGAAGAGGCAUCCAAGAUGCGCGUGUUCACACAGCUCCAAGCAUUGGAGUUUAUCGGCGCUAAAGUCAAGGUGAACCGAAAACUUUCGACUGUUCGCAAGACUAUGGCUGAAGAAGCACUUGAAGUAUUGGCUACUGUCAUUUUGGCACAUGUUCCUGUGGAAAACCUCAACUUUAGAGAAAAGAGCAUCUACGCCGCUGUGAUGAUCAGACGUGUGCUUGUUGCUAUGGGUGAUGAAGUCAAUGUGGAUGAUCGUGAUUACGUUGGUAACAAACGACUUGAAUUGGCCGGUCAAUUGCUAUCUCUGCUCUUUGAAGAUUUGUUCAAGAAAUUCAACUCGGACUUGAAGCUCGCUGCUGAUAAAGUACUUAAGAAACCCAACCGAACUCAAGAAUUUGACAUUUUCAAUCAACUUGUGUUACACGGCGAUCACAUCACGACCGGCUUUGUCCGUGCUAUAUCCACUGGUAAUUGGGUGCUGAAGCGUUUCAAGAUGGACCGAGCUGGUAUUACUCAGGUCUUGUCUCGUCUUUCAUACAUUUCUGCCCUUGGUAUGAUGACCAGAAUUUCGUCCCAGUUUGAAAAGACGCGUAAGGUGUCGGGUCCCCGUUCGCUUCAACCAUCGCAGUGGGGUAUGUUGUGCCCGUCUGAUACCCCAGAAGGUGAAGCCUGUGGUCUCGUCAAGAACUUGGCUCUCAUGACCCACAUUACUACUGAUGAUGAAGAAGAACCUAUUCGAAAAAUUGCAUAUGCUCUUGGUGUAGAAGAUGUCAACUUGCUCACCGGUGCCGAGCUUUAUCAGCCUAACACUUACCUGGUGCUACUAAACGGUGUUAUUCUCGGCGUUACGCGCCGCACUCAAAAGUUCGUGGCAGACUUCCGCCGCUUCCGUCGUGCUGGUCGCGUAUCUGAAUUCGUUACGGUUUUCGUCAAUACCCAUCAGCGAACUGUCAAUCUUUCAUCCGAUGGUGGUCGUAUCUGUCGACCACUGAUCAUUGUAGAAAAGGGCAAACCCAGAGUGACUCAGCAGCAUAUCAAUGAUCUGAUAGCAGAGAAACUCACUUUCGAUGACUUCUUGAAGAAAGGUCUCGUCGAGUACCUCGAUGUUAAUGAAGAGAGCGAUGCUAAUAUCGCUUGCUAUGAACGUGAUAUUCUUCCUCAAGUGACAACUCAUCUUGAAAUCGAACCAUUUACUAUCCUUGGUGCUGUAGCCGGUCUUAUUCCUUAUCCUCAUCACAAUCAGUCGCCUCGUAACACCUAUCAAUGUGCUAUGGGUAAACAAGCUAUUGGUGCUAUUGGUUAUAAUCAAUUGAACCGUAUUGAAACUUUGAUUUACCUUAUGGUGUAUCCUCAACAACCCAUGGUCAAGAGUAAAACAAUUGAAUUGAUCGGUUAUGACAAGUUGCCUGCUGGUCAAAACGCCACUGUUGCUGUCAUGAGUUACUCUGGAUACGAUAUUGAAGAUGCUUUGGUCGUGAACAAGGCUGGUCUUGACCGUGGUUUUGGACGCUGUCAGACAAUGCGAAAGUAUGCCACGAUGAUUAAACGAUACCCGAACGGAACACACGAUCGUCUUGCCGAUCCACCACCGCGUGAUUCUGACCUAUGGAACGAUUCGUAUGAUGCUAUCGAAGCAGACGGAAUUGCGGGUGUCGGUGAACCUAUUCACGAUGCAUCCAUUUACAUCAAUAAGCAAGUACCCACCAGUGCUGGUGUUGACCCUGGUGUUGGCGGUGGCCAAGCAGUAGCAUACAAAUCCGCACCUAUGCGUUACAAAACAGCACAAACCGGCUAUGUAGACAAGGUUCUUUUUACCACAACGGAAAGUGACCAGACAUUGAUCAAGGUCAAUGUACGCCAAACCCGUCGACCGGAGUUGGGUGAUAAAUUCUCCUCUCGCCACGGACAGAAGGGUGUGUGUGGUAUCAUUGUUCAACAAGAAGACAUGCCUUUCUCGGAUCAGGGCAUCUCGCCUGAUAUUAUCAUGAAUCCUCACGGUUUCCCCUCACGUAUGACUGUCGGUAAAAUGAUUGAGCUUCUUGCUGGUAAGGCUGGUGUCAUGGCCGGUCAGCUACAGUACGGUACAGCGUUUGGCGGUAGUAAGGUCGAUGAUAUGAGCAAGAUCUUGAUCGAUCAUGGCUUCAACUACUCUGGCAAAGACUACUUGACAUCUGGUAUUACUGGCGAACCAUUAUCUGCAUACAUUUACUUUGGCCCUAUUUACUACCAAAAACUUAAGCACAUGGUUAUGGAUAAAAUGCACGCUCGUGCACGUGGUCCUCGUGCAACGCUUACACGUCAACCCACUGAAGGUCGGUCCCGUGAUGGCGGUCUGCGUCUUGGUGAGAUGGAGCGCGAUUGUUUGAUCGGCUAUGGUGCCAGUAUGCUUCUGCUUGAACGAUUGAUGAUUUCGUCGGAUAUCUUUGAAAUUCAAGUGUGCGAUCAGUGUGGUUUGAUCGGUUAUGCAGCAUGGUGUCAGUUCUGUAAGAGCAGCAAACAUGUACGCUCAAUGCAGAUCCCAUACGCUUGUAAACUGCUGUUCCAGGAGUUGAUGGCAAUGAACGUUUCGCCACGCAUGAUGUUGGAUGAUGCACUGUAAUAAUAAUCCAUGCAUAUUUCAUUCUCACUGUAAAUAAUAACAAUACUAAUAAAAAAUUCAACAAAACGUUUGCAUUCACAUCAAAGAAACAUAACAGUGGCCAUUGAUGUGAGUAUCUCAAUUAUAGCGCUGCAUGCUUCAAUGAGCAAUUUCACUGGGAGAUAAAAUAACCUGGAGAGGUUCCAGUCCGGAUGGACUCAAAGGCGUAGUCGUCGGCGUUCGUCUGUGCAACCAUCUCGCAGGAACCAAACCAGCAAUGCGGGGAUCGGAUGAAUCAAUCACAUGCUUGACCAUCAAACGGUAUUUUUUCCC